Molecule: messenger RNA, 968 nt
Organism: Nomascus leucogenys (northern white-cheeked gibbon)
Lineage: Eukaryota; Metazoa; Chordata; Mammalia; Primates; Hylobatidae
Gene: C18H16orf91
Product: ubiquinol-cytochrome c reductase complex assembly factor 4
Source: RefSeq, a predicted model, not a curated record
UCCGGUUUCCUGUUUUGGGCGACGGAAGUGACGCUCACGGCGCGCCACGGCGUCAAACGGGGAGUCAAGGCAGCAAUGAACCGUGUCUUGUGUGCCCCGGCGGCCGGGGCCGUCCGGGCGCUGAGGCUCAUGGGCUGGGUUUCUCGAAGCCUUCAUCCGCUGCCCGGUUCCCGGGAUCGGGCUCACCCUGCCGCCGAGGAAGAGGACGAUCCUGACCGCCCCAUUAAGUUUUCCGCCAGCACAGCCAACCCUCACCGCUGGUCGGUAGGCCAUUCCAUGGGAAAGGGACAUCAGCGGCCUUGGUGGAAGGUGCUGCCCCUCAGCUGCUUCCUCUCGGCGCUGGUCAUCUGGUGCUACCUGAGGGCGGAGGGCGAGGCGGACCAGUGGUUGAGAGAGGUGUGGGGAGAGGUGCCAGAGCCCAGUGAUCGUUCUGAGGAGCCUGAAACUCCAGCUGCCUACAGAGCGAGAACUUGACGGGGUGCCCGCUGGUGCUGGCAGGAAGGGAGCCGACAGCCGCCCUUCGGAUUUGAUGUCACGUUUGCCCGUGGCUGUCCUGGCUAUGCGUGCGUCCUCAGCACUGAACAACUUGGCUGGUGGGUGGGGCACUUGGCUAUGCUGAUCCGCGUGAAGCCGGAGUAGAAUCUCAGCAGAUCGGAAACUGCUCCUCGCCUGGCGCUUGAUGUCCAAGGAUUCCAUCCGCAGGACUUCUCAGAUCCUUAUGAAAGGUUUCAGUUGCACUGUAUACUGUUGGAUUGCCAAGUCUUUGUAUAACAUAAUCAUGUUUCCAAAGCACUUCUGGUGACACUUGUAAUCCAGUGUUAGUUUGCAGGUAAUUUCCUUUCUGAGAUAGAGUAUCUGGCAGAAAUGUGAAACUGUAUUACGUGCUGUGGCCUGUGCAAAGAACACUUCUACAUGUUAGUUUUGCACAAUAACAAAUUGAAAAUAAAUUUUAAUUUUAUAAUAUGGGA